AUGGCCAACAGUCCAGCGACUAGUCCCGACCACGAAGAACGUGACGUCCAACUACUCAGCAACGGCGCCGUGCGGAAGAGGAAAGGCACCACCCGCUCUAGAGAGGGUUGCCUGGUCUGUCGGGCGGUAGUGCUUGCGCCGGCCGAACCGCUGCGGCCGGCUUUGAAUGAUGCCGCCGCGCGACCGAACACGGCCGGCGCCCGCGCGUUGAGUUAUUUCCAGUACAAAUCCGCGCAGGAGUUUGCGGGUUACUUUGACGGCCAGUUCUGGGGCGUCACCGUCCUCCAGAUGGGCCACAGGGAGCCGUGCGUCAACCAGCUCCUCGUCGCUCUCGGCGCCCUCCACGAGGGGUUCCGUAACGAACCCGUCUUGAGACCGGACCCGGACGCCGUCAUGCUCCGUCAUCGCGCCAAUGAGGAGUACACCAAGGCCAUCCGGCUGUUCAUCCAGCACAUCGAGGAGCGGGAGUGGACCAGCCUCGACGUCACCCUCACCUGCGCCGCCCUCUGCAUCGCGUUCGAAUGGCUGCGGGGCACCGCGCACGACGCCAAUCACCAUCUCAAAGAGAGCCUCAACACGAUGGCCCAAUGGCUGAACGGCGACGCGCCGGACUCCAACAGCACCAAGAUCAAAUCGCCCCAGGGCGAGUUCAUCCGGACGCAGCUCAAGCCCAUCUUCGUCACCAUGGCCCUGCACACGCGAACGCUGAACGAGCCUCCCAAAAUCCCGCUCCCGGUCAUCGAAUCGGAGCACAUCGACCUGGAGCGCUUCUCCAACGUCCACCAGGCCCGCGACUCUCUCGUCUUCCUCCUGGCCAAGAGCUUCCCGGAGGCCGUGUCCCAUUACACCGUCGACCCGGACACCGCGUCGCCGGGCGACAUCUACCUGCAGCUCGAGAAGUGGGGUCACUGUCUCGACAAGUUCAUCGCCGAGCACGAGGGCAUGGAUCGCGACCCACGCGUGGCCAUCCUCAGGCUGUGGCAUAUCGGCGCCAAGCUGCUCUACUACGGCGAGAACGGCGACAGCGAGCUGUUCUACGACAAGUUCAGCUCGGACUUUGAGAGCCAAGUCGACCUGGCCGAGUGGCUUGUCUCCGAGUCCAUGAUACCCCGGUGCCGCUUCUCCAUCGACAUGGGCGCCUUGCCCACUUUAUAUUACACCGCUGUCAAGUGCCGCCACCCCGGGACGCGACGGCGGGCGAUCGAUCUCAUGAAAGCGUGGCCUAGGCGCGAGGCCGUAUACGAUAGUCUCGCGUGCGCGGCUCUCGCGGCGGAGAUUGUCAAGAUUGAGGAAGGGGACGAUUUUGUGACGUGCGAGACUGACGUCCCGAAGAGUUCUCGCAUCAGCGGGAAGAUCAGAUCCGAGUUUGAGGUGUCUGAUAUCGGCGAGAGGGUGAACAAGCUGUGGAUUAAGCGGGAGGGUGAGAAGGAGUGGACCGAUUAUAGAGAGCAACCCGGACGUCCGCCCACCAUGCGCGAGUUCAUGAGCUACGUCCAAGGCGCAUUCUACGAGGCCACCGGCUGGAACCGCGACAACUCGUACUCGUCGCUCAACGCGACCGCCGAUGCGCUCCUCAACUUCCCGACGCCCCAGGGCCUUCGCCUGACCCUCUCGUCCCUCGCGACCCCCCACUUCGCGACCUCGUACCAGCUCGGCUCCGUAGGCGUCGUCGACGGCUCCAUCUCCUACCUCUACUCCUCCGUCCCCCUCCGCGCGAACCUCACCCCAAAGUCCGAGGCCAUCCCGCUACCGGCGCUCCUGCGCUCAUACCGCCCACUCGGCGACCUGCCGCGCCGUGCCGAUAGCACGCCUUACCCGCUCCUUAGCCCGCGAGCCGCCUCGCUGCUCUACGGCCGCCUUUACCUCCCCGAAUCCCUCCUCGAAGGUCUCAUCGUCAAGCGCAUAUCCCCGGCGCUCCAGCUCCAGCUCAGCGCCGUGUCUGGCAAAUUCUUACGCAAUGGCGGCACGCUUCUGGGUCUGGCCCAGUACGACGUGGGGAGAUACGCAGUGGAAGGACUCGCCUCUUCAGACGGCGGCCUACUGGGUUUCAGGGGAGUGUACAAUUUUGGCGGAGACGCAGCGGACAUACCGCCGCCGCCGCCGCGGGCCGUCGUCGGGCGCGUGAACGGAAAGCCAAACGGCCAAGGCGAGGACGUCAGGGAGCGCAUCUACGGCCGCUUCAGCGCCGGCGGCGAGAUAUACUACGGCACCCUGAACAAGUCGGGCGGCGUCAGCUUCGGGGCGCGGUUUGCAACGUUGCCGGAACACCGCGGCACGCCCUUGACUGCGACGCUGACGCUGAACCCGCUCAUGGGCAACAUCAGCACCAGUUACGCCGUCGUCGCCGGCCCGCACUGUAGCCUUGCGACGCGGAUGGACUUCAACGUGUACAGCUACGAGAGUGACUGGUCGGUGGGGAUGGAGCUGUGGCGCAAGAACAUUCUCAGGAACAACCUCGAUCAGGCGCUGUCGGCUGAGAGUUUUGUCAAGAAGGAACGGAGCUUCCAGGAGAAGCUCGAGUGGAGACGGGAUGAGCCCGAGCCCGAGCCUCAGCCUGUUGUCGAAGGAAAGCAGAAGGAUAAGCCGAGGGAACGCAGCUUUCAGGCCAAGAUGGAGUGGAGAUUGGACGAUCCCGCGGCGGCGGCGGCGGACGUGGUGGACGAAGGUGGGACGAAGCCGGAAACGGGUGCCGUGGUGGACGACGAAUACGGCAGCGUCAUCAAGGCUCGCCUGGACCAGAACAUGAAGAUUGGCGUGCUGUGGGAGGGGCGAGUCAAGUCGCUACUGUUCAGCCUCGGUAGCGCCAUCGACUUGCGCAAGCCCGACUCGCCGUUUAGGACCCUGGGCGUGGAAAUCCAGUUUUCUUCAUGA
This is a messenger RNA of Colletotrichum truncatum, 2871 nucleotides long. RefSeq names its product Mitochondrial distribution and morphology protein 10. Lineage: Eukaryota; Fungi; Ascomycota; Sordariomycetes; Glomerellales; Glomerellaceae. The record is from RefSeq and is a predicted model, not a curated record. Gene Ontology annotation, cellular component: SAM complex; ERMES complex. Gene Ontology annotation, biological process: establishment of mitochondrion localization; mitochondrial outer membrane translocase complex assembly; protein insertion into mitochondrial outer membrane.